GCCAGCCAAGCCAGCGGCCGGCAGCAGCUUUCGAUCAAAAUCUACACCAUUUUCUAUUCUAUCGUCACAGUCCACGGUCGAACCGAGUCGGUCUGGUCCAGCGCGCGCGUCGUUAUCUACUGAAGAACUGAUUGAUAAUCGCGAACCGAGUGAGGUUUUUAUGCUGCUGUUUCAAAGGACCAAGUGCUUUUAUUCAGAGUGCCUUUCGGUGUGGAACAAUCAAACGAUAAUAAUUUAUUGUUUCAAUUGCAUUGUGCGGCCCGGGUCAAAGUGAAUCUGUGUUGAAUGAAUACCACCGAACUUUCGUCGCCGUCGUCGUCGUCGUCGCGCGCUGCUUCGGGUGGGAACGAUUCUGCCGGUGUGCUAUUUUCGGUGACCGAUGAAACGAGUGGAGUGAUCGAGUUCGAAGGUUCCGUCGAAGAGCUGCAGGAAUCUGUGACCUCUGUGCUGGUUGAUGACAACUGGCCGGGACAAAUUCUGGUCGAGGGAGUUGAUGAGUUCGGGAGUGCAGUGGCCUUUCUCACCGACAGCCUAAACGGCCACAACAACGACUCGGCACUGGAUACGACCUCUUCGCCGGUGAUAACCGUGAUGGAUAUCGAACGGUUAGACGAGUCCGACGAGGAGGUCAAAAAGGCCGUCGAUCAGUACUACACCAAGCUGGAGAUGCCGGUCGGAUCGUCCGGUGAAGACGACGACGGUUGUGAUCCGGACAGCGCCUUUUUCAACAAAUACUUCACAUCGUACAAGAUGACAACGUUAAGGCAAAGCACCGCCGACGAUAUGCUGACCAUGGAGUCUGAUAUGAAAGGCGGCAUACUGCACGCCACAAUGCCGCCGCAUCAUGCUUCAUCCCUGCAUAGCCACUCAACGUCUCCGUACGGAGCGUUAGGGUCGCUGAGCAUGAUGAACAUCGGACAAUCACAGCUGGGUCACCAGGCGCAGCAUUUGAGCCAUCAGCAACAUUUGUCGCACAACAACAACAGUAGUUCGUAUGGCCAAACUCAUACGAAUCCACAUGGCUCUCCGUUGCAACCCGGUUCCGGCCUUAGUCCCAAUGGACCAUCGCAGGCAUCCCAGCAGCAGACUCCUCCAACGACAGGGCUCGGUAAUCAUCACAUCACCUCAACCGGCCAAAGUCAUGGUCAUGUAGGCGUCGGAGGAACUGUGAAUCAUAACAAUAACAAUACUAGCAAGGCAGCGCAAUUGAAUGCCGAUCGGGUGAAACGGCCGAUGAACGCCUUCAUGGUGUGGUCACGUGGUCAACGGCGGAAGAUGGCUUCAGACAAUCCAAAGAUGCACAAUUCGGAAAUCUCGAAACGACUAGGAGCGCAGUGGAAAGACCUCUCGGAAACGGAGAAGCGCCCAUUCAUCGACGAAGCAAAGCGAUUGCGUGCGGUUCAUAUGAAGGAACACCCCGAUUACAAGUACCGUCCACGUCGAAAGACGAAGACCCUGACGAAAAGCAAGGAGAAGUACCCUCUGGGCGUCGGUUCUCUGUUACAAUCCAGUGAAGGCAAUACCAUCCGGAAUACCAACACAAUUUCGGCGGCACAACAAGCGGCCGCGGCAGCAGCUGCCAACCGUGAUAUGUACCAAAUGCCUCCCAACGGCUACAUGCCGAAUGGAUACAUGAUGCACGAUGCGUCGGCGGCAGCGUAUCAAUCACAGUCACACUACAUGAGCAAUUAUCAUCGCUACGAUAUGGGUCAAAUGCACAACGCGGCCUCGACGGGUUCCUUGAACUCCUACAUGAAUGCGACCAGUUACGGUAUGUACGGAACUGUAUCCGGCGGGCAGACGUCUCCCUAUGGUUUACAGCAACCGGGAUCGCCCUACAGUUCAAUCCAACAGCAGCCAGGAUCUCCUUACGGUUUGAACCAACCUGGCAGCCAAAUCUCCUGCCAAAGUCAUAGUCCCAGUGAUUCCAGUGUGAAGUCAGAGCCCGUAUCACCUAGUCCAACGUCGACCAACAACAACCUGAUAAUGAAGCGUGAAUAUGGGCAACCUGCGGGUCCGGAUCUAAGCCAUCUCAUCAAUAUGUAUCACGUGCCAGACAUGCAAAGUGCAGAACAUCAGCGGAACCUAAUGCAGCACUACCAGCACAGUGCGUCGCCGGAUCUUCAAUCUCAACAGCAGCAAGUCCUCCGGACGAUGGCCCCCAUCUCGCACAUGUGAGAUUUGGCCAGUUCCGUGGGUCUCCAGUCCAUAACCUCAUCAUCACCGGGAGCGCUGGCACCGCCUUUAUCGCCGGUGCUCAACUCCGGCACCGGUCCGCCACUGUUCCACAGCCAUCCGGCGGGACCUCCAACGCAAUCAUCCUCGUCCUCGUCCUCGUCGCCGCUGUCGUCCUACCGCCAUCAUCAUCACCAUCACCACCAUCAUCACCUGAGCAAUGGCGGUGGGCCCGGUCUUGCCGUCGGUGUCGGUGGUUCCAGCAGCAGUUGUAGCAGUCUCAGCCUUGGCCAUAACCUCAACGCACCGUCCUCGGUCUCGCCCACGGGCACCGAUGCCGGCAGUAGUCUAGGACAUCAGCUUCAUCAUCACAUCAGCAAUUGUGUUAGUACCGAUAGAACUAAUCAUUUAAUGGACAUAUCGCCCCUCUAAUCCUCACUUUGCCCUUCCCUAUACGGUCGGUUUGCGAUAACGUGAACUACACUCAGUCUAAGUUAGUAAUUUCGCUUCCAAAAACGUUUGUACGUUGUUAAGUUUGACCCGUUUUUCCCAUUUUUCCGCCCGAAUCCCGGAAGUCAACAGAUCGUGAAGAGCAAAUUGCAAGAGGAAGAAAACACAGUGUGAUAUUAUUUUGAUUUUUCUUUUCGUAACGAUCGAUAUGAAUUUGUGCAUUUUUUUUUAUUUGGAUUCUCUCUAUUUUGUAGCUUUUAAAAGUUGAAUUAUCUAUUUA
This is a messenger RNA of Aedes albopictus (Asian tiger mosquito), 2905 nucleotides long. RefSeq names its product transcription factor SOX-3. Gene Ontology annotation, molecular function: RNA polymerase II cis-regulatory region sequence-specific DNA binding; DNA-binding transcription factor activity, RNA polymerase II-specific. The record is from RefSeq and is a predicted model, not a curated record. Gene Ontology annotation, biological process: cell differentiation; regulation of DNA-templated transcription; anatomical structure morphogenesis. Bases 286 to 2178 code for a protein of 630 amino acids. NCBI's taxonomy places the organism in Eukaryota, Metazoa, Arthropoda, Insecta, Diptera, Culicidae. The transcript is spliced from 3 exons.